Molecule: messenger RNA, 1467 nt
Organism: Schistosoma turkestanicum
Lineage: Eukaryota; Metazoa; Platyhelminthes; Trematoda; Strigeidida; Schistosomatidae
Source: the annotation of a GenBank genome assembly
AUGCAAUUAAAACUAGCAGUAAAUUUAGCUAUCAAGAAUUUCAGCCACUAUCAUUCACUCCAAUUAAUAAGCAUUCUUGAGUUACUCGUCAACUUACACCCACUUUGUGGAUUCACUAACAACACCUCAAGCAGUCUGGCUCUUACCUUUACAAGCUUUGAUUCUGACAAUUGGAGUCAGUUGUUGGGUGGCCUUGAAUACAUUUAUUUGUUUGUUUAUGCAGCUUCAAUGAUUUUAAGUGGCUUUCUUGCAGAAAGAGUCAAUCUUAGAUACUUCUUAUCCAUCGGAAUGUUCCUUAGUGGAGUUUCCACUUUUGCAUUUGGACUAGCUUCAUACUUCGAAAUACAUCAUUACUCAUACUUCGUUUUCAUACAGGUAUUUUCUGGUAUUGUUCAAGCUUCUGGAUGGCCAGCUGUAGUUACUUUGAUGGGAAAUUGGUGGGGCAAAAGCAGGCGAGGACUUAUUAUGGGUCUUUGGAAUUCUCACACAAGUUUAGGAAAUAUCAUUGGUUCUAUCAUUGCUGGACUCUAUGUUGAAACGAAUUGGGGAGCUUCUUUUUAUCUACCUGGUUUUAUCAUGAUGAUUGGAGCAUUGGUUGUCUAUCUCACAGUUAUAGAGCAUCCUAACAUGGUCACCUAUAACUGUGUUGGUUCAGACAAAACAGGUUCUCAAAUUUCAAUGUCGCGAAACAUAUUUGAGACAAAUCUCGGCGGCGAAAGAUCUGACAAAGAUGAUUUGAAGCCUCUAAUAUCGAAUAAUGAGGCCAUUCGACCAAUUAGUUUUAUUGAAGCUAUUCUAUUACCUAAUGUUUUUACCUACUCACUUUUGUUAUUCUUUGCAAAACUUGUUUCAUAUACAUUUCUUUAUUGGUUACCAAACUAUUUAACUAUUGUUGAACAUAUAUCAGCUGAACAAGCUGCUAAAUUUUCUGUAUUAUUUGAUGUUGGUGGCAUAAUUGGUGGUGUAUUAAUAGGAUGGUUUAGUGAUAGUCAAUCAAAUGGACAAAAUCUUAACGAAGAUGAAAAAACAAUCAAAAGACGUGCAGUUGCUUGUCUUGUUAUGUUAGCUUGUGCGGCACCUUUGCUAUUAGCUUAUCGUUUUAUGACUUAUGGAAAUUCGUUAACAUCACUAUUUGUACUUACAUGUUGCGGUGCUGCAAUCAAUGGACCUUAUGCACUAGUUACAACUGCUGUAUCCGCUGACUUGGGUACUCAAUCAGCUUUACAAGGGCGAGCUCGUGCUUUAGCUACAAUUACAGCGAUUAUUGAUGGAAUGGGAUCAUUAGGAGCUGCAUUAGGUCCACUUCUAACUGGUUUACUCGUUCCAUAUGGCUGGUCUGUUGUAUUCGCUAUGCUUAUCAUCUCUGACCUGUUGGCUAUGUUAAUGUCAAUAUGGAUUGUGGUCAAUUCAAAUCGUCGUCAGCGUUAUCGAACACAUUAUCGACUACAAUCAACAAUUUCUACUUAA